This is a messenger RNA of Haemonchus placei, 1173 nucleotides long. The record is from the annotation of a GenBank genome assembly. NCBI's taxonomy places the organism in Eukaryota, Metazoa, Nematoda, Chromadorea, Rhabditida, Trichostrongylidae.
AUGUCAUUUCACACGCCGGUGAAAGCAUUGAAUCCGGUCGACACUAAGCUACCUGAUCACGUUGUUAAGGGUGCCGUAAUUGUGGAUGAUAGGAUUCACCAAUGGAAUCCAAGUGUUGUACUCGAAGCUAAUGGGCCCAUGUCGGCUUUUAUUGUUAUAGACAAAAAGUCGGGAGAUGUCGAUGAGGUCGUAAAACGAGUUGUGGUCGAUUUGAAACUGCCAUCGGGAGAAGAUUAUGGGUUGAUUUUCGAGGAGCCAAAAUGUUUUCUUACGCCUUCCAAUUUGAGUCGAGUUACUCAUGGCUUUAUGCUAACUGUGACUGCGGCACCGGAUCGCUGCUUUGUAUCGUGCUUUUACAAGCUGUCGAAUAUUGGUCUCUUGUAUGAUUUACUGGCUGAUGAUAGGAUUGAGAGCAGCCAGUCAUGCCUCAGUCUCUGUCUAAGUUCUCUUCGAUCAAUUCUCCAAUUGGAGGUGGACGGAAUAGGAUGGAGCAGUGCGUCGCCUGUUCUAGUUAGCAAACUUGCUACUUUGGUUACGGGUAGAGCAAAACGAGAGGAUUCAAAUGUGGUUUUGAUUGCUCUAGAUAUGAUUGAACAACUUCUCAAUAGCGACAGCGAAAUCAUUCGCGAACUUGUGCUGGCUGAAGUGCCUGCUCAAUCGUUGAUACGUCAUUUGGAGAAAUCUGACGAAAGGGUUGCCCUUGCAGCUUUAUCGCUUAUGAAUGCUUUGCAUGAGAAGAGCGAUGCGCCGAGUCGUGAGCAAAUUGUUAAGCAUUUCGCUUCCGUACCGUUCCACACUGCUAUCAGAGGAAGUGUACUGAGAGAAGGUCGAUCUCGUGAUGCAGCUCUUCUUAACCAGCUCGCACCUCUGCAACGACUGCUCAUCGAGGAACGCACAAAGUCCUUGGGAGAACCUGUCAUAGAGAGCGAUGUGGAGGCGUUACUUAGCCGUGAUGCAAUUCGUUCGUCAGCUAAGGACGACGCGCAGCUGGGCGAGUGGUCGGAUCAGUUACUUACAACGCCACUGGGUAAAUUAGCGAUUGAUACCUUCACGAAGUACGCCGAUCAACAUUCUGAGGAUUUACGUAUUGUGAGUGAUUCCUAUCUUUUUUUCUUCUAUUAUUUACAUUGCAGUAUUUCCUGCAAACGGCAUAUGAGUGAUUGUGCCGAUUAG